Molecule: messenger RNA, 234 nt
Organism: Knipowitschia caucasica
Lineage: Eukaryota; Metazoa; Chordata; Actinopteri; Gobiiformes; Gobiidae
Source: the annotation of a GenBank genome assembly
AUGGCCGACGUCCCGACACCCCCACUCGCCCGCUGCACUGCUCAAUCAGAGGGGGCCUUCCGGUUUUCGUACCUGCUUCGCUCCAGUCCCCGCUCCAGCUCCUGCACCAACCCUGCGGGGUUCCAGCUCGGCGGCUCCACGUCCCGGUUUCACGUCCCGUCCCCGGUUCCACGUCCCGGCCCCACGGUUCCCGGCCCCACGUCCCGGCCCCGGCCCUUCCUGCGGACUGUGUAA